CGCGGGGUUGACUAGGAUUCGAUACCGGGCAAGGUAAGUAUAAACAAUCCUCAAUUCACAACUGUGAUGAAAGUAGUCCUACAUAUCCAUUCUACGAUCAGACAUGCAGUUCCUCACCGGCAUACUCCUACUCUCAGCAGGACUCGUCACUGGUUCUUUAUCCUCAAACACCACCACCCAAUCUCCACCAUCCCUCACAUUUCUCUACACUGCCUACGUCGACUGCUUGCCCAAUAUCUAUACCAGCUAUGGUCCCUUUGGUAAUCGCACCACGAUCCCCAUCGUUGGUGGCAACUUCACCGGCCCCCGUAUGAGCGGCCGGAUCCUCGACGUUGGCGCCGACUGGGGACUUACAGAUGUCCAGACUGGGAUUUUUAGUGCAGAUACGAGGUACAACCUGCAGACUGAUGAUGGUGCAAAUAUCUUCAUUAGAACGAGUGGUCCGAGUCAGCCGAGCGGGGGUUUGCAACUGAGAAUCUUGUUUGAGACGGGCGAUGCAAGGUAUUAUUGGUUGAACAAUGUCAUUGCUGUUGGUGUGUUGAGUCCGGUUUCGACGACGGAUGAUGGUUUUACGUUGAGGAUUGAUGCUUGGCAUCUGGACUCGGAACUUGCCGCCCCUAGAUCAUAAGACACGUCUCUAGUCUAGCUAUUUAUCGAAGUAGAGAGUCGUGAGGUAACUGUGUAAAGGUUGGCUCAUUGUUUCAUAAACAAUAAUGCAUUCUUUGAUGAUCCCACUGAGGCCUUAUCAGUCGAAGGCACUCGCCGCUUUUGUGCAAUCGACCAUACCGACCAAGGUAAGUACUCUCCGCGGGGUGUUUACGCUCUUGACACAUAUCUAUUCUCGAUCGAAUUCAUGCAGUACUAAAACAUCC
Molecule: messenger RNA, 872 nt
Organism: Pseudovirgaria hyperparasitica
Lineage: Eukaryota; Fungi; Ascomycota; Dothideomycetes; Acrospermales; Acrospermaceae
Exons: 3
Coding region: 104-628 (174 amino acids)
Source: RefSeq, a predicted model, not a curated record